AUUGUCCAUAAAGAUUAUAUAUUGACCAUUUUAUUGAUGUGUUCUCUUUCCAUCGUCGCCCUUAUUAACGAACCUUGUAUGAUCUGUUGGUACUAAAUGACUACUGUGAUAUACCCUUUGAGUAGUUAUAUGUAGCUAGCCGUGGCCAGUUCUAAUCUAGGUUGGACAGAUGUUGGCGAAGGUUCCUUGUCUUACAUCUCAGAAUUUCAGUAGCAGCGCAAUAUGAUAUCUUCGUUCUCCAUUAUUAAAUCUUCGUCCCUACCUACCAAAAUGCCUCAUUAUUUGAGGCAAUUAACAUACUAGCUUUAUUUUUUGGACUCGUUCAGUUCCUUAGGCUCAUUUGUAAUAUAAGACUGGUUGUAUUCUUAAUUAUACAAAGUAAAUUAAAGAAGAUCCCUUUAAAUCCAACUCAGCAGAGUUGUAAGCUGUUCUUUAGUGAUGCAGCAGGCUCGUGGUGAUGAUUUUGCAGUUCACAAGAGUAAACAGAGAAAUAUGAGUUUUUACAAUAGCAUACCGCCAAGUGAAAAGCCAGGACUUUAUCCUGCUGGAACCUUUCCUACAGCCAGUUAUGCUCCCUCUCAACCUGCUGGAAUGCCACCUGCAGCAACACCACAACAGAGAUUCCCAUCAGCUACUCAACAAUAUGCAAUGCCUGCAGGUGCUGCCACACCCUCAUUGUACACUCCAAGUAAUGGGUAUACACUAAUGUCUCCAGCUUAUGCUUCAUCUCCUGCACCUGGAGCAUUUCAUUCUGUUGGUUACUCUUCUCUUCCUUCCAUCCCAUCGACGACUCCAGGUUAUCCUACCGCCCAGUAUCCUACUACAAACUUCCCACCAACUCAGUUGCCAGGAAGUAGUGCACCAUACCCAGGUUUGCCAGUCAGUAGCCAGUUGUAUACAGGAAGUGGGGGUUAUAGUCCCCUUCAAAGUGUUCAACCUAGAGCCUACACCAUGCCACCAAUGGCAUACCCAAGUACACUUGGCACAAACCCUACAUACCCUGGUGCUCCUCCUUUUGGGCCACCAUAUUAAAAAAGGUGUCAAUAGCAGCAGGUGGCUAGGACUGAAGCUUAUAUAUGUUGUAUAGACCUACUGCAUCUGGUGUGUUUGUAAAUCUGGGCCCUUAUUGGCCUAAGUUGAAUUUAAUUCUCAUGUUUUUAUGCAAACAAGGCUUCUUAUGUAUCUUAUACGCAAGAUAAGGGACUAAACUUAUCAGGUACUCUUUGGUAGACAUGGUGGUAACCGAAGUGCAACAGGGAAG
This is a messenger RNA of Octopus bimaculoides (California two-spot octopus), 1261 nucleotides long. RefSeq lists its product as uncharacterized. The record is from RefSeq and is a predicted model, not a curated record. Lineage: Eukaryota; Metazoa; Mollusca; Cephalopoda; Octopoda; Octopodidae.